AUGCGCAUGGCAUGGGACGACCAGUGGGGAACCCUCAACGAAGGCGUCUGGACAGGGAUGGUCGGAACUCUCGAACAGGAACGCGCAGAUUUCUCCCUUAUGCUCUUCUGGUCGCACGCGAGGAAGCAGAGCAUUGACUUCACCCGAAUUUACGCUUACGAGCCCUUCGUGAUGAUCACCCACAAGCCACGCCCACUGCCCCAGCACACGGCACUCGUCAGGCCCUUUCGAGUGGAGUUGUGGGGGGCCAUCUUAGCAGCUACGUUCGUGCUGGCAGUCAGUCUGUGGGCCAUACAGAGGGCGUGGUCUAGUUUUUCCGGUGGGCGGAGCUUGAACAUUAACACGGCCUUCCUACACGCCUGGGCCAUUCUGCUGGAGGACCCCCCGCCACGCCUCCCGUCCAAUGUCACGGGUCAGAUGCUCGUCGGCUGGUGGUGGGUCUUCUGUUUCCUAAUGACCGCCAUAUACCGCUCUUAUCUUAUCGCCCACCUGUCCGUUCCCAUCACCCCGGCCCCCAUUGACAACCUCGGCCAGCUGCUUGCCCUUCCCGGAGCCACCUGGGGGAUCGAACCGGGUUUCGGCCUCGGCUGGGAUUGGUUCAAGUUGAACACCAACGCCAAGGUUCAGGACAUGUUUAAGGAGCUCGAGGUGUUGAACAUCGAGGCCCAGCUGGACCGCGUUCUGGACGGCCGCCACGCCUUUUUCACGUGGAAAUACUACAUCAAAACGAUCAUUGCCUCCCGCUACACGAACCGCUACGGGUACACGCCCAUACACCUCGGUCGCCAGGAGUUUAUCCCGGGCUCGUGUGGCUGGGGCGUGAGGAAAGGCGCACCCUUCCUUAGCGCCAUCGACCGCAUCAAGGACCGACUGGCGGAGGCGGGGCUGAUCGACUACUGGCUCUACGUACUCUUCGAGUCUAAGAUGAAGAAGGAAAGGGCACAAAGGUGGAGUCAGAAACCGAGUGAGUCAGCCGACGAGGACGACCCGGCCUACGUGACCAACGAGGUAAACGCAGGCGGCAUUGUGCUAAACCUGAACCACCUUCAGGGAGCCUUCUACCUCCUAUUCCUUGGCUACGGCGCUGGUCUGAUCGCCCUCCUGGCAGAAACGUUCAUGAACAGGUCGUUCUCCGAGUCCGCAAAGCACUGGCGGAAAUAG
Molecule: messenger RNA, 1161 nt
Organism: Penaeus indicus
Lineage: Eukaryota; Metazoa; Arthropoda; Malacostraca; Decapoda; Penaeidae
Product: ionotropic receptor 93a-like
Exons: 6
Coding region: 1-1161 (386 amino acids)
Cellular component (GO): membrane
Molecular function (GO): ligand-gated monoatomic ion channel activity
Source: RefSeq, a predicted model, not a curated record